GUAUAUUAUGAUUAUUAUUUUAUGGAAUAAAUUUAGUAAAAUAUUCUUACAAAAAUCCCGCAGAAGUACAACUAAUUGUAGAAAUUUGUAAUAAAAAUAAAAGUAAAAAAUGUCAACCAAACCUUUUUUUUUUUUUUUUUUUUGUCUCUCUCUAAAAACAGUGAAUUUUUUUUUAUUUUAUUACUUCUCUACUUUUCUAAUAGAAAUCCAAAACUUUAUAGACAUUAAAGAAAUAAAAAAAAAAAAUAGAAAACAUAACAUGCGGUGGCAACAAUAAUUAUUUAUUUAUUUGUAUAUUUUAGACCAAAAAAAAAAGUUACCAACUACAAAAUAUUUUCUCAUCCACAAGUUAUUGAAAAAAAAAAUGUUUGUAAAAAAAAAAAUUUGGACACGCAUGAUAGUGAUGUAACAAACAGAGUGAUCCCUGCCCUACAAAUAAUGUAUUACAAUAAUCUAUUUCAGCAAAAAAAUAUACAAUUAUCUAUCCAAAAACACCCUCUUAGGAAAGAAAAAAAUGACUUCUCAUAGAACCAAAAACAUAUAUGAAAUCCAAAUCCCCAAAAAAUAUAUGAAUGUGAGGCUCUUAUUUACUCAUUUUGAUAACAUAGCAACAUCAUGGCCCAUACUAGAAGACUUUUCUAGACACACAAAAAAAAAAAAAAAAGGGGGGCCAUGAAGAAGAAGGCAGGGCAGCUUGAAGGUGAUGAACAACAAAAACAAGUUGAAAUUCUCAAGGCUGUGGCACAGGCUUGGCAUAGUCACUCAGGGAGUUCUAGACCCAUGAAUGAGUUUGAUGCCCAUCGGAGGAACUUCAAUGGCAAACCUUCCAGAUUCAAGAUUGAAGCAAUGGGUAAGAGAGCAGCUGAGAGAAAUGGUUCUUGUGGAACUUGGGACUUUAAGCAAUCACUUUGGGAUUCAUAUGAGAUUGUAACAAUGUCCAAAAGCCCCAGGUGUUCUGCAUUGAACAGAUGGUUACUUCCAAAAUGCACUAUUGUUUCACUGUUGUAUAGUCAGUUGAUCAACUUUCCAUCAUCAUCAAAUCUUGUACUCAAAACAUUUGGUGGAAUAUGAAAUUGCCAACAAGUGGAGAACUUUGCCAUAGGAUUCUUCUUAAAUAUUAUCUAGAGGUAUAAACCUAGUGGAUAUUGAAAAGGGUAUGUUAUUCCCAACACAAAGAUUGUGCAUUCUGAAAAGGGCAUGUGAUUUCAACAAUAAUAUUUUAUGGGAGGUCCUGGACAUCUUGCAAUAAGUUUCAAGCGAUUAACAUAUGAUAAUAGAUAGUUCAGUAGCAGUUGUUUGGAAGAAAAGAAAAUUCUGCUAAGACUGCAAGAGGUAGGCACAGGAAGGGGAAAGAUAUUAAUUCAUAUGUGGCAUAUCUAUUGCUUGGUUUAACAUAUAAAAUACUUAAAAGAGCUCUAUAUUCAAUUGUAAAACCCCAUUUCUUCU
Molecule: messenger RNA, 1446 nt
Organism: Ziziphus jujuba (common jujube)
Lineage: Eukaryota; Viridiplantae; Streptophyta; Magnoliopsida; Rosales; Rhamnaceae
Exons: 2
Coding region: 673-1071 (132 amino acids)
Source: RefSeq, a predicted model, not a curated record